Messenger RNA from Porites evermanni, 1656 nucleotides. NCBI's taxonomy places the organism in Eukaryota, Metazoa, Cnidaria, Anthozoa, Scleractinia, Poritidae. The record is from the annotation of a GenBank genome assembly.
AUGGAGGGUGAUACAGUUGUUAAAGCCAGCCUUUGCAAUGAAGAAGUGAACUCGAAUUAUUCAAGAAAGGAGAUGAACAGCCGUCGUUUUGCUAACAGCGUUCCACGGAAAACUGCCGAAAUCUCGGGUGCAGAGCAUUCUUGUACAGGGAAGACCCGUGUGGGACGUUUUACCUCGUUGUUAUUGGGAGCUUGGUUCUUCUUCCAAUGCCUCAUAUGUUACGCAGUUCUUUUCGCUCUUGUCAUUCCUUCAUUCCCAGUCAUUGCUGUACUUUUCAUUUUAAAAACGGUUGAGCAAGUUAUGGCAAAGACCACCAAUGGCGGAAUUGCCUUGAACGCUUCGGAUGCUCUAUGGCAACAAAGUUCAGAUGUAAACCGCCUCGCAAUAAACGCUUUGAUUUGCGUGGAAAACACUCACAGCUUCGACGAAGGAAUGAAAAGCUUUCGUAGGGCCAUUCUAGAACGCAUGGUAGACGCUAAGAAAGAGAACGGAGAGCUUAUUUACCCUAGAGCUCGAUCCUACAUUCGCCCCGGAUUUUUCCAGUACUUUUUUCAGGAAGACAAAUCCUUCAGUAUUGAAAACCAUGUUUUCAAAUGGGAGGGUGAAGUACCGACCUCAAAAGACGAGCUUGCAGCCAUAGUUUCCAAGCUGAGUAAUGAUCCUUUCCCUGAGGGAAGAUCUCCAUGGUGUUUUUGCUGUGUCCCAACAAAUUAUGGUGAUAAAAACCUUGCAGUGGUUUUCAGAAUGAGCCAUUCUAUUGCUGAUGGGGUUUCUCUGACACGGUUUCUUAUUAACCAACUUCCAGACCAGGCAACACCACAAAAAGAACCCCAAAAGUUUUCCUCUAGUGGAAGGUUAUUCCUACUGGCCAAAGCAGCAUUGAUCACGCCCAGAUACUUUGUGAGACUGUUUCUUUCAUUUGCUGACUGUUCCAUUUUACAUGGACCAAAGAUCAGUGGGGUUAAAAAGGUCACUUGGCAAGAGGCAUUUGAGCUUAAGCUGAUCAAACAGAUCAAGACAGCUACAGGAACAACAGUCAAUGAUGUUCUAAUGUCCUGUCUAACCUUAGCACUGAGAAGGUACUUCCAGAAGAAAGGUGUGGUUAACCCUUAUGACCUCACUGCGUCAAUUCCUGUAGAUGUCCGAUCGUCAGUUUCUGCAAAGGAAAUGGCCUUUGAAAAUAAAUUCUCAUUAAUUUUCCUCAAACUGGCGGUGGCGACUGAUGGUGUUCUUAACUUACUGUAUGAGACCAAGGCCCGCAUGGAUGCUGUUAAAGUCUCUGGUGAGCCGCUAGGUUCAGGAGCAUUUAUGUACCUAACCAAUGAACUGUUUCCCGAAUUUUUUACCCGUAAAACCAACACUAUUAUAGCCGAAAAAACAAGUUGUGUUCUUUCAAAUGUCCCAGGACCUCAAUACUUGCUCACAGUCAACAACUGCCCUAUCAAGUACAUGGCAUUCUGGCCUCCACAGAGAGACAACAUUGGAUUGGGACUGUCUAUUUACACUUAUGCUGGUCAAGUCAUUGUAGGAGUUCAAGGUGAUGUUGCUGUUAUAAGAGAUCCUGAGAUUAUAAUCGAAGAAUUCAAAAAUGCUGUUAAUGAAAUGGCCCAAUGUGUUCUUCACAGCAAGACUGUUGAUAACGCACAUGCUCUCUAA